AUGCCGCCGUGGUGUUCAUCAGAAUACCCAAUACAAUACAUAGUCGGUUGUAAAGCUACACAGGGUAGUGAGACGACAGAGUGGGCCGGCAGUGUUACAUUAUUAGGUUUGUUGCCUCUGUGGCGAGCUACUCUACCGCCAGACACCGUACUCGCUGUGAGACCGCCCACACCAGGCGAUUGCUGGCCUUUUAGGUUCGUCAAUAAAAGCACUGAACUAUAA
Messenger RNA from Danaus chrysippus (African queen), 222 nucleotides. Lineage: Eukaryota; Metazoa; Arthropoda; Insecta; Lepidoptera; Nymphalidae. The record is from the annotation of a GenBank genome assembly.